AUGCCUAAAUCAGAAAUGUUGAAGAAGCAAAAGAUCGAAGGAGUUGAUCCGGCGGUGGUGUCUGUUCAGGAGGCGGACUCGGACUCGGACUCGCCCUCCGAUUUGGAACCGCGUUCCGGUGAAGAGAUGGAUUAUUCCUCCUCCUCCGAGGAUCCAGAGGUGGUUGCACUGCGAGUGAAACAGCAAAUUGCCUCGGUUGCGGAAGAAGCUCUGAAGCACUACAACUACAACCACCAGGGUGUAGAGUACGUGCUUGUGAAUUUCAUACUCAUCAAGGAUGUUCUUAUUCCUUCUGGAAUGUUCACCCACUCCAUGUUCACUGCUACGAAUCUCGUCUCGUCCUCCUCCUCCUCCAUGGAAAGCAGCCCUCCCACUCCUAAGACGGUCGUCAUCGAUAAUAACGAUGGGUGCUCCUCCUCCUCCAUGGAGAGGACUCCUCCUACUCCUAAGAUGGUCAUUGUCAAUAAUGAUAGUGGCUCCUCGUCUUCUUCCUCUAUCCCCAUCGAAAGCACCCCUCCAACACCUCCUAAUACUGAACUGUUCUUUGCUGAGACAGCCCUAUACGAGGGCCAGGGGAUGAAGCUCACUGUACAUUCUUGCGUCAUCAUAGAUCCUUCUGGACCUGUUCCUCCCAAAAUUGGUUGCCACUAUUGUUCGACGUUCACCAAGCAACCUUUCUACCAUCCUCCCGAGGAGCAGUUGGAGUUUGGUAAGCGUAAUUGUAAGAAAGGUCUCAACUGCCACGAUGACAUAUUGACCUCCUCAGACGAAGAAUAUGACGUGCCCUGUUUGGUUCCUCCUCAUCUUCGAAGUAGAAAAAUUUAG
Messenger RNA from Linum trigynum, 825 nucleotides. NCBI's taxonomy places the organism in Eukaryota, Viridiplantae, Streptophyta, Magnoliopsida, Malpighiales, Linaceae. The record is from the annotation of a GenBank genome assembly.